AUGGUGCAGCGUCAGCCUGACACUGUGAGCGAGGGUCCAACCUUCUCCACCAAACUGUCCAUACAGUGUCCAACUACAGCUCUGUGUGACCGCCGCAGGUCCAUACAGUGUCCAACUACAGCUCUGUGUGACCGCCGCAAGUCCAUACAGUGUCCAACUACAGCUCUGUGUGACUACUGCAAGUCCAUACAGUGUCCAACUACAGCUCUGUGUGACCGCCGCAAGUCCAUACAGUGUCCAACUACAGCUCUGUGUGACUACUGCAAGUCCAUACAGUGUCCAACUACAGCUCUGUGUGACCGCCGCAAGUCAAUACAGUGUCCAACUACAGCUCUGUGUGACCGCCGCAAGUCCAUACAGUGUCCAACUACAGCUCUGUGUGACUACUGCAAGUCCAUACAGUGUCCAACUACAGCUCUGUGUGACCACUGCAGGUCCAUACAGUGUCCAACUACAGCUCUGUGUGACCGCCGCAAGUCCAUACAGUGUCCAACUACAGCUCUGUGUGACCGCCGCAAGUCAAUACAGUGUCCAACUACAGCUCUGUGUGACCGCCGCAAGUCCAUACAGUGUCCAACUACAGCUCUGUGUGACUACUGCAAGUCCAUACAGUGUCCAACUACAGCUCUGUGUGACCGCUGCAGGUCCAUACAGUGUCCAACUACAGCUCUGUGUGACCGCUGCAGGUCCAUACAGUGUCCAACUACAGCUCUGUGUGACCGCUGCAGGUCCAUACAGUGUCCAACUACAGCUCUGUGUGACCGCUGCAGGUCCAUACAGUGUCCAACUACAGCUCUGUGUGACCACUGCAGGUCCAUACAGUGUCCAACUACAGCUCUGUGUGACCACUGCAGGUCCAUACAGUGUCCAAUUACAGCUCUGUGUGACUACUGCGAGUCCACACAGUGUCCAACUGCAGCUCUGUGUGACCACCGCAGGUCCAUACAGUGUCGCAGAUUUAAUAUUAUAUUGUCUAAUCUAUACAGGGAUGGUUGGUAUCAGUCCCCGCUGUAA
Knipowitschia caucasica is the source of this 1014-nucleotide messenger RNA. NCBI's taxonomy places the organism in Eukaryota, Metazoa, Chordata, Actinopteri, Gobiiformes, Gobiidae. The record is from the annotation of a GenBank genome assembly.